AUGGCCUUGGCUGUGCCUGACAAAGAGGAAGCUGCUAGGAGCUCCCUGGAGGUGAAGGAAGAGGAGCAGCAGGAUGCAGUAAAUCAGGUGGCUAACCUGACCUUGGUCAGCUCUGCCUGUGACAUGGUUUCUACAGCUUAUGCCUCCACUAAGGAGAGUCACCCCUACAUCAGAUCUGUGUGUGAUGCAGCAGAGAAAGGAGUAAAAAGUGUGACCGAAGCCACAGCCAGCUGUGUGCAGCCAGUUCUGACUACACUGGAGCCUCAUGUUGCUGCAGCAAGUGAGUAUGCCUCCAAGGGCUUGGAUAAACUAGGAGAAAAGCUCCCACUCCUUCAAAAGCCAGUGGACCAGAUUAUCUCUGACACAAAAGAGCUGGUGUCAUCCAGAGUGGCUGAUGCAAAGGAUGCUGUGAGCACUAAAGUGACAGAGGUGAUGGAUGUAACUAAGGAGACUCUCCAAAGCAGUGUGGAGGCUGCCAGAUCUGCAGUGACCAGCAGUGUAGGGAUGGUUAUGGACUCCAGAGUAGGCCAGACCACUGUAAGCGGAGCAGAAGCUGUGCUGGGGAGUACAGAAGACAAUACUCUCCCAAUUGGAAAUGAGGAACUAGCCAAACUGGCAGCAUCUGAGGAGGGCACAGACAUCAUGCCUGUGGAGCAGCAGCAGAAGAAGAGGAGGUACUUUGUGCGGUUGGGGUCUCUUCCUGAUGAUCUUCGCCUGUGUGCCUACCUGCACUCAACAGAGAAAAUGAAGCAGGUCUGGCAGGACAUGCAGGAGGCCCUUGCACAGCUUCACUGCAUCAUUGAACUGACUGAAGUGUUUAAACAAGGAUUUAAUCAAAAGCUUCAGGAGGGGCAGGAGAGACUACACCAGAUGUGGCUGGACUGGAGCAGGAAGUCUUCCAAAGAGAGUGGAGAUGAAAGCUCUGCAGAGGCAGAGGAGAUGGAGUCUCUGGCCCUGCUCAUGGCAAGUAGUAUCACACAGCAGCUGCAAAUCACCUGUUGUAAAGUAGUGUCUGCAAUCCAAGGCCUCCCCUCAAGCCUCCAGGAUAAGGUGAAACGAUCUCUUGGUUCCAUAGAGGAACUUCAUGCUUCUUUCUCAGCAGCAAACUCCUUCCAGGACUUGUCCAGCAGUGUCUUGAUCCAGAGCCAGAGGAAGCUGGCUGUGAUCCAGGAGUACAUGGAGGAGCUGCUGGAGUACCUGAAGAACAACACACCCCUGUCCUGGCUGGUGGGACCCUUCUCCCCCAGGAAGGAGGAGGUGGAAACCUCACAGGAGGAGAAAGCAGAGACAGCAAGAACAGGGGAAAAUGAAGCUUCCACCACCCUCAUGUGA
This is a messenger RNA of Antrostomus carolinensis (chuck-will's-widow), 1332 nucleotides long. Its product is annotated as perilipin-3. The record is from RefSeq and is a predicted model, not a curated record. The transcript has 7 exons. NCBI's taxonomy places the organism in Eukaryota, Metazoa, Chordata, Aves, Caprimulgiformes, Caprimulgidae. The coding region runs from base 1 to 1332 and encodes 443 amino acids. Gene Ontology annotation, biological process: positive regulation of triglyceride storage; lipid storage. Gene Ontology annotation, cellular component: cytosol; lipid droplet.